Molecule: messenger RNA, 1392 nt
Organism: Fusarium coffeatum
Lineage: Eukaryota; Fungi; Ascomycota; Sordariomycetes; Hypocreales; Nectriaceae
Exons: 2
Coding region: 1-1392 (463 amino acids)
Source: RefSeq, a predicted model, not a curated record
AUGAAGGUCACUCCCGAGCUGGCGAGACGAGAGCGUCCUGCUCGGGCGGCUGCCCCUAAACAGUCUAUGAUGGAACACGAUUCGGAGGAUGAGGAUCCGCCCAUUGAGCCUUCAGGCUCAUCUUCAGUGAAAGGCACCCGCAGUGAGAAUACGGCCUCCAUCUCUGAGAAUAGCCCUGCCUCUAUCACGCUCAUCUCUGGGAUUAGUGAUUGCGCAAUGGCGACACUCAACCAACCCUCUUCUCCUAAGAAGAGAAGCAUGGCCGAAACCAAGAACGACUCUCCUACCAAGAAGCCACGCAAGAUAGUGAUUAAGAGUAACAAGCUGGCCGGCUAUACAGUCACUCCGGCACCUUCGCAAGCGGAGAUCUCACCGCAGCCAGACUCUGACAUCAUCCCCGCGCUACAGACUAUCACCAAGUGCACUGAAACACUGCAAAGUCGUAUAGCAAAGGACGCAACAGAGCUUGCCGAGGCCAAAAAGAAGAUUGCGUCACUUGAGCGAAUGUUGGAGGCCAAGGCGGGUGGAGAUGACCUCACCAACAUUGCAGAUGCCGACCUGGACCUGCGCAAAGAAAACCACCAACUCAAGAUCCGCGUUUCAGAGCUUAAGCAUCAUGUUGCUGCUUUGCAGCAGAGACCAGCUAUCCCUGACUUCAAGGUGAUGGAUGAGGAUGUCGAAACCUGCUGGCAAGAAAUCGGGUUUGACAUUCGUAACUUCGUUGCCCAAGUACUUACCAACAAGCCGCAUGGAGUGAAGACACCUUUCGGGGCGAUUCACAAAGAUGUCGAAUCCUUCAAGAAACAUCAAAAGAAGGAUAUCAGCACAGCCCCUUACCACUUCCAGAGCUAUAUCUGGGAGCGCCUUGUCGAGGACGUCUUCCAGGCUGGAAAGCCUACCUGGGGAGGUGAUGCAGGCAACGCUUUCCAUCGCUAUUGUUUGAACGUCUCUGAGAUCGACUGCGAAGGCAUGGAGCAGCUCAGUCUCUUCAAAGCCAUCCAAGCCGAUUCACUGUCCGGGUCUUUCAAUGACCACAACCGGGAACAUGCGACGGGCAUCGCUCAGGGGAUGGCACUAACCUUGGAUAUCUUUAUGGAUCCCAAUAAAGACAAAGUUAAUGCAAAGAAAUCUCUGAUGAGCAUUGUUAAGAAAGCAAUGAUGCUUAACGCUAGGUUCUUGCGAUCCAGGGCAUUCUUCCUUACCAACUGGAUCGUAGAAGACUUCGAGGAGGAGGAUCUCGACAUUCGUUACCGCGCAGGGAAGCAAGGCGGGGAGAUGAAGUUGGACAUCCAGAUCUCGCCCCGACUUAGGAAGAUUGGAAACGCUGACGGACGACGUUUCGACCAGGCCAUGGAGAUCUGCAAGCCCAUGGUGACAGUUAUCUACCGAUAA